This is a messenger RNA of Fraxinus pennsylvanica, 2889 nucleotides long. Lineage: Eukaryota; Viridiplantae; Streptophyta; Magnoliopsida; Lamiales; Oleaceae. The record is from the annotation of a GenBank genome assembly.
AUGAAUCCCGUUUAUCGAAAACCCUUUUUAAUCCUCUCUUUUUUCACCCCCAAAACUCCCCCAUUUCCAGCCUAUUUCAAGAUUUCUCAUAGUUGCUCAUUUUCUACACACAAUUCAGUUUCCAGCUACCCGUCAAGGCGGCACGAGGAGGAGAGCCGUAAUGUUCGGGUAUCAGUAUGGUGGGAUUUUGAGAACUGCAGCUUGCCUAUUAAUGUUAAUGUCUAUAGAGUAGCACAGUGCAUUACCAAUGCUAUCAGGGCUAAUGGGAUUAAGGGUCCUGUUCAGAUUACGGCUUUUGGAGAUGUAAUGCAGCUCUCCAGGGCUAACCAGCAGGCCCUUUCGGCUACCGGGAUCAAUCUUUCCCACAUUCCCUCUGGUGGAAAGAACAGUGCUGAUAGAUUUCUUGUCGUAGAUCUUAUGCAUUGGGUUUCCCAAAACCCUCCACCAGCACACAUUUUCUUAAUAUCCGGUGACAGGGAUUUUGCUGCCAUUCUGCAUCGGCUUAGGAUGAACAACUACAAUAUCUUAUUAGCUAGUAAAGAUAGUGCCCCCAGUGUUCUAUGCAGUGCUGCAAGCAUCAUGUGGCAGUGGAACACUCUGAUUAUGGGGGAGAAACUCAUGGGAAAGCAUUUUAACCAACCUCCAGACGGUCCAUACGGUUCUUGGUAUGGCCAUUACAAGGCACCUUUUGAAGACCCAUUUGCAGUUACGGAGCAAUCACCAUGUUUGCGUUCUGACGAAUUGUCUGAGUUGAGUUCAGAUUCUAAACUUCGACCAAUUCCAAAGACUGUUUUAAAGCAACUUCGCCGUAUUCUGUACUCACACCCCAAGGGAAUUCUUAUUACAGAACUUCGUUCAGAAUUAGCUAAGAGUAAUUUGAUUGUUGACAAGGACUUAUAUGGAUAUAAAAAGUUCUCUCGUUUUCUUUUAGCCAUGCCACAUCUUUUAAAGCUCCAGUCAGGUAAUGAUGGCCAGUUCCAUGUACUUGGUGUUAAACCCAAAGUUUCUGAUGAAUCACUUCCAAGUGUAUAUGAAGAACCAGUAUCCAAUAUUGGAGAACCUGAAAUUGGUUAUGUUCGAAAACCAAAUGGGACUACUGAAAAGUCAGAAAAGGAAGGGAUUGAAAUGCAAGAACAACCAAAAAGUCGGGAAAAGUGCUCUCCAACAAAAAUGGAAGAGGUACAAGAGAAAAAUCAGGAAGUAAACGUCCAGGAGUCAACCAAAAAAGUUGAAUUGUCUUCUCCACUUUUUGAAAUCGUGGAUCUUUCGAAAGAUAGUAAGAGUCAAGUACGUGCUGCAGCUGACGCCGAACUUGGCAUUUUCAGAUGGAUAUCGAGGAAUUGGUUUAGGAGUAAAGAAAACGAUUCAAAGAAGACUAUCCAUUGUAAACAAAAAAAAAAUUCUAAUGGGAAGAAAAGGGUGGAGGAGGAAAAUGUAAUAUCAGCAGGUUAUCCUGCCGAAUCAGUUAGCCCCAUUUCACCAUCAAGUCAUGAGGCAACUGUUGAUAGAAAGACUGCUAGAAAUUCUGAUUCAAUUGUUGGAAAACCCAAGCAAGUUUCGAGCAUUUUCGUUCAGAUUAUGAGCUGGUGUAAAUUUUGGGGAUCAACUGACUCUGAUUAUGCAUCUGAAGAAUCUGAUAAAUUAAACCAGACGAAAAAUGAUUCAAAGAAGGAUGAUGUAAUUUCUAACGAAGCCUUCUGGAAUGAACUGGAGGCAUUUAUGAACACGUCCCAAGGUUCAGACCUUGUCUUGCAGUCAAGGACCAGGGUGCAUCUAGCAGAAAAUUUACAAAGCCAGGGACCUUCAGUUCUGAGAGCCAUUCCUCAAGGAGAUCUUCUUCAUCUGGUCGACUUAUUGAUCUCUGAUAAGAAAUGGGUUGAGGAGUCUCAAUCUCAAACCUCUCCUUUCAAAGUUAUUUCGUAUACAGCUAAUGAUCAUCCUCGGUGUUCAAGUGGGUUGAGUUCUCUGUUUCAGGUCGGACAACAACAUUCCACUUUAAGAGAACUUGGGGAGAGAGAGGGCCAAAAUCCUCCUCAUACUGGAGUUCCUCAAACUGUAUCUCAGGGAGAUUGUUCUAGCAAGUCGAGAGAUGAGAUAUUGAUCGAUUGUCAAAACCUUGUCGAUCAUAUUCUGAAGGAAUAUCCACAAGGAUUUAACAUGGGAUCAUUUAGGAAACUGUUUCUUGAAAAAUACUGCUAUACUCUUGAUUUACAGAAGCUUGGUUACCAAAAGCUAGUUAGUCUGUUACAAGUAAUGCCUGGGGUGACUAUAGAAUCUAAUUUUAUUUUUCCUUUCGAAGUGUUGAAGAGUCGUCAAGAAAGUAAUGUUGGUCCAGUGGCUAUUUCAGACAGUGAAUCGUCCGAUGGUUUAAGUAAGGAUGAUUGUUCCGAAUCUCCUUGGGAAGAACUUGGGCCAGUUUCAAAUGCCGACCUUGAAAAAAAUGAAAUAGAUCCCGGGUUUACUGGGAAACCCAUAAAUGACAGGGCUGAGCCAACACUUGAAUAUGAACCUUUAGGAGAGGAUGACCUUUCCGAUUCAGAGGAAGAGUCGUCCUCCGCAAAGUCGGAGAUCGAAGCUAAGUCUCGACAGGACCAGGAAGAUAGCUCAUUACUGCAUAUUCUUGACUCUUGGUACAGUAGCCAAGAUGAUAAAAGUAGAAAGGAUGCAGUAGAGAGCACGAGCAACACGUCAGAUUGUUCUGCACCAAAUGAAUUUGGUGCCAAGACGGAAGGUCCAAGUUUAAAUCACACAGGGAAGAAGAAACCUAGCAAGAGCUAUUUGUUUGUCUCUGAACAUUCUGGAGAUAAUAAGGAUAGACUAGUCGACGGUAUAUUGAAUAGCUUGAAAAAGUCAAGCGAGAAGUCUGGUGAGUCGAGUGUCUCAGGCUGA